CCUUCCCCAUGAUCUUUAUCACGUGACGGAGUAGGCGUAUUUAAGCCCCUGGCGCGAGAUUCUCGGAGAACAGAAUAGCAGUAUCAACCACAAGUCGUUUGUUAUAACGGUCUCUUGAAAGAAAAUGAGUUUCAGCGGAAAGCAAAAACACAGCCAGCAGAGGUCUAAUGAGAAUAUAAAGAGCUUUUUUACACCAUCCCAAAAGGCAAUGGGACCCCCCAGGCAAACUCUGCAGGUCCUCCAACCCUCAGCUGGCAAAAAAAAUCUGGGAAGGUCAGCUCAGGAGGGAAAGGUAAUUCCCAAACGCAAACAGUGGAGCACAGAACAAACUAGAGGUCCAAAGAGGGUGAAGGCUGAAGUUAAAUCAACACAAACAGAAGAAGCUCAGUGUUUGACAGAUGGAAUGUCCAAUGAAGCAUAUGAACUUAUGGUCGUAGAAACGGCUCCUUCCUCCUACUGGAAAGAAAUGGCUGAGGAGCGUCGGAAGGCCUUGUACAAUGUUCUACAGGAGAAUGAGAAGUUACACAAAGACAUUGAGGCCAAAGAUGAACAGAUAAUGCAGCUGAAGUGUGAAAAUGAAGAGCUGCAGGAGCUGGCACAACAUGUACAGUACAUGGCUGAUAUGAUUGAGAGGCUGACUGGGAAGAGCCCAGACAAUCUGGAGGAACUGAGGGAGAUUGCUCUUGAUGUGGAUGAGCAUGAUGACAGUGAAGUGGCAGAUCAAAGUGAGGAAAGACUCUGAUUACAGCCUGAGUGAUUCAGAGGAAGAGACCUCAGACCAUGAACAAGCUCCCUCAGGAGAGCUGGAUUAACUGACCACUUGUAUUUCAUGGGACUUUGAACUGCUUGUAUAGGUCAGCAGAUUUUAGCUACAGGAUGUUUUGGCAGCAAGAAGUGGCCAUCAAUUUGACUGAAUUGACCCUUCAAUGUAAUCUUUUAUGUACUUCAAUAAUUGUUUUUAGACUGCCUGCAAUUUUUUUUCUUAGAUUUUGCUGUAUUAAGUAAAGAGGUGUUUAAUACUAAGCCACUUUUCAGACAUUUCUACAAGACAAAAGGAAAAGCACAGGUAACUUAAUGAUGGCUGAAGUUUUAGUUUCUUAAGAUGGCUUACUGGGGACACUGACUAGACCUGAGCCAUUGUUAAUGUUUAAUGUCAACGUACUACUUGUUGCAUCCAGGGAAUAACACCGAGCCUUGCAGCUUACCCAGACCCCUGUGGGGCCCUCAGGCCCCUUUACCUGACUGUCAGACUCCGACAGGAGUGACAACCAUGUGACAGUAACGCCUGUGCAAUUUCUACUCUGACGAGUCAAAAGGAGUGCUGUGAAAAGCCUAUUGAGGUGUUUUUUGUUUUUUUUUCCAACAGAUUUUUGCAUUCACUGCCAGAUGUGGCCUUGAGCAUGGCCUUGAAGAGUUUUGGUUUACACUGUAAAAUUGUGCAAUGUUAUAGCUCAGAUGUGUACAUAAGCCUAAUGUAAAAUAAACCCCUUUUUUAAAAAACUUUC
Sander lucioperca (pikeperch) is the source of this 1505-nucleotide messenger RNA. RefSeq names its product geminin DNA replication inhibitor (gene gmnn). Lineage: Eukaryota; Metazoa; Chordata; Actinopteri; Perciformes; Percidae. The transcript has 7 exons. Gene Ontology annotation, cellular component: nucleus. Bases 125 to 742 code for a protein of 205 amino acids. The record is from RefSeq and is a predicted model, not a curated record. Gene Ontology annotation, biological process: negative regulation of DNA replication; negative regulation of cell cycle.